Haemorhous mexicanus (house finch) is the source of this 5582-nucleotide messenger RNA. RefSeq names its product PR/SET domain 1 (gene PRDM1). NCBI's taxonomy places the organism in Eukaryota, Metazoa, Chordata, Aves, Passeriformes, Fringillidae. The transcript is spliced from 7 exons. Gene Ontology annotation, biological process: regulation of transcription by RNA polymerase II; cell fate commitment. Gene Ontology annotation, molecular function: DNA-binding transcription repressor activity, RNA polymerase II-specific; histone deacetylase binding; RNA polymerase II cis-regulatory region sequence-specific DNA binding. Gene Ontology annotation, cellular component: cytoplasm; nucleus. The record is from RefSeq and is a predicted model, not a curated record. Bases 613 to 2982 code for a protein of 789 amino acids.
UAUUUUGCUAGGCUCAUAUCCACUGCUUUGGGGUACUAAUUCUAGGAGGUACCAUCAAAUUAAAAAGGGAUAGAAUAAAUUUUAAAAAAAUAUUUAUUUUAUUUAUUUCCCCUGCUCCUUUUCUGUUUUGACCUGCAGAAAUAUGUUGCAGUGCUUUGUGCAGGGCUGCUGCUGCUACAGUGAUGCUGGCAGGAUGUCGGCUUUCUCAGCCUUCCAUGCCAAAGGAUAAGGGGACGUCAGGAGGAGGCGGGGGGGCCAGGUUGUUUUGAAAGUUGUUUGUGUGUUGAAAGCCGGUGGGAAAGUUCAGGCUUCCCCAUUUGGAAGAGGCAAGGCUGGGUUCCGCUCUUCCAACAUGCGCUUUCCAUUUUUAGCUUCAUUCAGACGCAGACAGCAGUUCCUUUCCUCUUCCUCUCCUUGUUUGUGUGACACUUUUCUGAGGCAGCUUUUCCACAGGCGACUAAGUGGUCUCACGGCCAUGACCCCACAUUUUCUUCAGCACGGAAUAUUAUUUUCUCUCUGAAGCAUUAAGGAAAGGGUUUGAAAAAGGCUGCUACACAGUGUAGCUCGGACGCUGUGAGUUUCAAGAAUCUGGUGAAAGGGAGAGAGUGGACAAUGAAAAUGGACAUGGAGGAUGCUGACAUGACUCUGUGGACAGAGGCUGAUUUUGAAGAGAAGUGCACAUAUAUUGUAAAUGAUCAUCCGCUGGAUCCCAGUGCCGAUGGAGGCACCUUAACUCAGGCAGAGGCUUCCUUGCCAAGGAACUUGACUUUCAAAUAUGCAUCUAACUGCAAAGAGGUCACUGGAGUGAUAAGCAAAGAGUACAUCCCAAAAGGAACACGCUUUGGACCCCUGGUAGGAGAGAUCUAUACCAGUGAUACGGUUCCCAAGAAUGCAAACAGAAAAUACUUUUGGCGGAUCUAUUCAAGUGGUGAACUUCACCACUUCAUUGAUGGAUUUAACGAGGACAAGAGCAACUGGAUGCGUUAUGUAAACCCUGGCUACUCUGUUCAGGAGCAGAACUUGGCUGCUUGUCAGAAUGGAAUGAACAUCUACUUCUAUACCAUCAAGCCCAUCCCUGCCAACCAAGAGCUGCUUGUGUGGUAUUGCCGAGACUUUGCAGAGAGGCUGCACUAUCCCCCCUCCAGAGAGCUGACAAUGAUGAACCUCACACAAACCCAUGUUAAUCCAAAGCAGCACAGCGCUGAUAAAGAUGAGCUUUAUCAGAAAAGCAUCCCAAAGAAGGAGCACAGUGUGAAAGAGAUCCUGAAAAUGGAAUCCAAUCCUCCUAAAGGAAAAGACUUCUUUCAGACCAACAUUUCACCAGUUACUCCAGAAAAAGACUUGGAUGAUUUACGUAAGAACUAUAGCCCAGAGAGGUGUUUCCUCCCUCGAGUUGUCUACCCAAUCCGACCUCACAUUCCUGAAGACUAUCUGAAAGCUUCCUUAGCAUAUGGCAUGGACAGACCCAGCUACAUCACUCACUCACCCAUCCAGGCAUCUACUACACCAAGUCCUUCCGGGAGGAGCAGCCCAGACCAAAGUUUAAAAAGUUCAAGCCCUCACAGUAGUCCGGGGGUUACAGUUUCGCCUCUGGCACCUACUUCCCAAGAGCACAGAGAGCCAUACUCUUACUUGAACGGAUCAUAUGGCUCAGAAGGAUUGGGGUCUUAUCCUGGAUAUGCACCUCCUGGCCACCUCUCACCUGCCUUUCUACCGUCCUAUAACCCCCAUUACCCCAAAUUCCUGUUACCUCCAUUCAAUAUGAGCUGUAAUAACCUGAGCGCUUUGAACAAUAUCAAUGGCAUCAACAAUUUCAAUCUCUUCCCGAGGAUGUACCCUCUUUAUGGCAACCUGCUCAGUGGGGGUAGCCUUUCCCACCACAUGCUCAACCCCACCACGCUCCCCAGCUCAUUGCCCAGUGAAGGAGGCCGUCGACUGCUGCAGCCUGAUCAUCCAAGAGACUUCCUCAUACCAGCACCCAACAGUGCCUUCUCUAUCACGGGCGCUGCUGCCAGCAUGAAGGACAAGCCAUGCAGCCCUACCAGUGGGUCCCCCACCGCUGGUACAGCAGCCAGUUCGGAACACAUAAUGCAACCUAAACCUACCUCAGUGGUGUUGGCUGCCACCGGCGGUGAAGAAGCCAUGAAUCUCAUUAAAAGUAAGAGGAAUGUGACCGGUUACAAAACCCUCCCAUACCCACUGAAAAAGCAGAAUGGGAAGAUCAAGUACGAAUGCAAUGUUUGCUCCAAGACCUUUGGCCAGCUCUCCAAUCUGAAGGUGCACCUCCGAGUACACAGUGGAGAGAGACCAUUUAAAUGCCAGACUUGCAAUAAGGGCUUCACACAGCUGGCUCACCUCCAGAAGCACUAUCUGGUACACACAGGAGAAAAGCCCCACGAGUGUCAGGUUUGUCACAAGCGGUUCAGCAGCACCAGCAAUCUCAAAACCCACCUGCGGCUCCACUCUGGAGAGAAGCCUUACCAGUGCAAGCUCUGCCCAGCCAAAUUCACCCAGUUUGUGCAUCUGAAGCUGCACAAGCGUCUCCACACCCGGGAACGCCCCCAUAAAUGCAUCCACUGCCACAAGAGCUACAUUCACCUCUGCAGCCUCCAGGUCCACCUGAAGGGCAACUGCCCUGUCGCCCCGGCCUCCGGCCUCUCCAUGGAGGACCUGAACCGAAUCAACGAGGAGAUCGAGAAGUUCGACAUCAGUGACAAUGCUGACAAGCUGGAAGAAGUGGAGGACAAUAUCGACUUAACAUCGAUCGUGGAGAAGGAUAUACUGACCAUGCUCAGGAGGGAAAUGGAAGGAGCUAACCUGAAAGUCUCCCUGCAGAGGAACCUGGGAAAUGGGCUUAUCUCCUCAGGAUGCAACCUUUAUGAGUCGUCAGAUAUGUCAGUUAUGAAGUUGCCUCACGGUCACCCACUACCUCUGUUACCUGUAAAGGUCAAGCAAGAAACAAUUGAACCAAUGGACCCUUAAGACUUUUUGGCAAAGUGAUUUUUUUUUUUAUUUAUGACUUGGCAAGUCAGGGUGCCUGUAGCAGUUGCUUGUACAUAGUUUCAAUGCUGCAAAGCAAUCUUGGCUUACAGUAGUUUCCCUACGCUCUCCAGCUGAAAGAAGGAACUCCAAAGUUACUGUUUUCUCAGGGCAUAAAAAAGGGGCAAAGGACUCUGCAUUGCCUCGCCAGUUACUAAGAGACAAUCAUUUAUCCAUAAUUAUUUUUUCAAUGAUAGUACUUCAUAAUUUAUUAUGCAAUUAAUCAUUCUAAAAGCAAUAAUUAGGAAAAUGUUUACAAUGACUGGAAAAAUUCAUUGUAAUUUUUACUUUAAAUGUUUUUAUUUUUUGUUUUAUGGGCCAUUCUUUGUAGAUAUUUUUUUUCUGCACAUCUGUUUUAAGAACCUAAGAUUAGGGUUUCAGUAAAUGUGUUUUAUGUACCAAUGUCUUUUAAACAAAUGUGGUUUUUCAUAUUGCCAAAGUUGGACAUGUGACAUACAGAAUCCUAGAUCUGUUGGUUUGAAAAAAAAUGCUGUGUACUUUCAUGAGCAAAUUACCCCACUGGGAAUUGAAAAGGAGGAAAAAAAAUAGCAAACCAACAACCCAACAACCCAGAGUAGCAGCAAGCAGGGAAGAAACUUUUUCUCCUGCCUCUCUGAGGGGAGGAGAAAGAUUCUUCUACCUGCAGCUCUCCCUGGAACAGAUGUGGCACAGUAAACACCGACUUGCCAUGGACAAUACCACAGGUUUUUAGAACACAGCUCCAGCCCCACAUGUUGUCAUGUAACUUUAAGACCAAAGGAACACAUGAGCUUAAAGUGGCUUUUCCAAAAUAAAAUCUCACUUACAUUCUUUUGUUUCCAAAAGCAGUUUAAAAGCAAAGAUACAAAUAUUAUUCUGCCUAAAAGGGGGGUUUGGGCAGAUGUCUUUCUUCUGAUUUUUGUUUUAUUUUGGGGUUUUUUUUGGCCAGAGCCUUCCAGGGAUAAAAAAAAAGGAUGGUCAUAUUCCCUGAGUAAGAAGGUGUUCAGUUUUUCUUGUAUUUUUCUUGCCCACUUUGCCUGGGUAGAAGUGGGGAACAAAGUCCUUUCCUGGCACAUAAAUUUUUUUCUUCCUUCCUGUACGACUCAGAUUUUUCUCAGUAUUUGUGUUUGUACAUUUUGUGGUUAAUUUAAUUAAAGAAGAAAAGGGCAUUGCAAAGUUGUUGAACAACAAUUACCUCAGUGCUUGUGUCCAGUGGUGCAGACAAUGCUGUUUUACCUAAAUGCUUUGCUACUUUAGAGAAGAAACCAAAAUGUGCACAGGGAAAGAUAGAAUGCACGUCCUUUUAUCUUUUUGUUUUGCUAAGCCCAAAGAUGAUAUGGUGACGUUUGAGGUGUAGCAAAGAAUACAUGUAUAUUUAUAGAUAUAUUUAUACCACUAUACGAUAUAUGUAUAUGUAUAUAUAUUUAUACCACUUAAGUUGUGAGCCAAACCAUGUAAUAAAACCUAUUUUUCAUCUAAGUGUGAAAAUUAAAUGUUAUCCCAGUUUUGUAAAUAACCAAGGACCUCAAAACCAGAAGGUUGAACCAAGGCAUUCAUCACUUGCAAAUACACACGCACAGCUGAAGGCAAAGCCGGAACUUGCAAACACGUGGACGACAUCAUCAUGCAUCCAUGUGUGGCAUCUCAGUGAAUUUGGUGGGAAUCACCCUGUUUGCAGGCCUGGGCUCCUUCAGUCCCCUGCUCUCCUGGCAGUCUGCACUGGGGGGGAAGGAGGCUGGUGGUCAGUCAACAGCCAGCCAGAAAAUGUAACUGAAAGAACUUGAAAAGAAGCCAAAUAUGACCCGUGCGUGAUGUGGUCACAAAUCACAGUAAGGGCAGGAUGGAAUUCAGGUGGGACAAGGCCCUUGCCUCAUUGUGCCCUGCCACUAAUGAGUUGCACAGUCAACUCACACAAACAUAAAUAGCAUUAUUACACUCCUCCCCUCCACCUAUCCCUUUUUGUCUAGUUAUGUUCUUAAAAAAAAUUUUUAGAAGUCCACCUCAACAAUUCAGGAUUCGGUGGUCUUUUUUUUUUUCAGCAAACUUCAUUUUAAUGCCUUCUGUUAAAAAAAAACAAACAAUCCUGAAAUACAAGUCUCUAAACACAGCUUUUGAAGGACUCCAGUUCAUUACAUUUCCACUCCUGCAAAUUGUGAGGCUGACAUCUUUUAAAUGUAGCAAUAGUUCAAAAAUAUAGUACUUAAUUGUAGGAUAAACCAAAGUAUCACUACUCUGUCACUGGACACACACUUUUCCUAUUAUUGCCUGUAGUGCUUUCUUGUAUUUGAUACAAAAUUUACAAGAAUUUAUAUGCAUCAGCUUUAAGAAUUGUUACUUCUCUUUACUGUUUCCCCCUCCCCUUAGACGUUUUACAUGUGAAUGUAGCAACAAUCAACAGUGUUUUUGGGGGUUUUUUUGUCUCUCUUAAGAAAGACUCUGACCAAAGUUAACAGGCUUUUUACUUUGCUAGAACAACAAACUAUUAUAUGUUUACGUAUUGGUUUACAUCAUUAUUUAUGUGCAAAUUGUCAAAUGUAAAUUAAAUAUAAGUGUUCAUUGCUUUA